Molecule: messenger RNA, 1183 nt
Organism: Fundulus heteroclitus (mummichog)
Lineage: Eukaryota; Metazoa; Chordata; Actinopteri; Cyprinodontiformes; Fundulidae
Gene: pnhd
Exons: 7
Coding region: 95-1051 (318 amino acids)
Source: RefSeq, a predicted model, not a curated record
UUUUGGGUGAGACUUGAGGCAGAAGCUUGAUCCCGUAUAAAUAUCUGGGGCAGGAGUCAGCAGAACAGCACUGAGGAGCACUUUCAGCUGAGUCAUGGAUGUUCUCCAACUUUUCCUCUUGUUCCUGUGUGUGUUUCACUUGACAUUGAGUGGGCCGCUAAGCAAACACAUCGAUCACAGAAACCUGUUUACACAGCGACUGUGCUGCAAGAGGCAGAGUCACUUUGUGUACAUUGGGCAAGAUAUUUCAGGGAGUCCUGUCAGCGUGGAUGUGGGAAUGUGCAGGUCACAUUGCGGGAUGGCUACAAGAUCAUCGCAUGAAGCAAGACAGCGGGAAUACUCAAAGCAUUCCUCCAUGCUGGAAUUCCUAAGGAGCAAGAAGAUGAGGACGCGCGGCCCGUCUGCGCCAGAGAUCCCGGAGCAGCCGAGCCGGCUGCCCUCCUGCCGGGCCGGCCAGGCGUGCGAGCCGACGGGGAUGCGAGUGGAGCGCCUGCUGCUGUUCGAGGGGCCCCGGGAGGUGGAGGUCAUCGAGGAGUGCCACUGUGAGAUAAAGCUGAGCCAGUGCGUCCGGGUGCCCGCUCUCCGUACCUACUACUUCGAAACGCCGUACGAGACGGUGAUAGACGUGGGAGGCUGUUCCCGCUCCAAAGGAGGCUCAGAGGGCUUCUCCUGCGUCCCCACCAAGUUUGACUCAGCGUUGCUGGAAACUCCGAACAAAGGGGAUGUGAUCCGGACCGUGGCGGCCUGCGAGCUGAGGGAGAGCUGCUACCGGGUCCCCUUCGUCGAGUAUUACUAUGAAACGGUCCAACGCGCAGAUGGGGUGAAAGAAGAGAGGCUCAAAGAAAUAGAUGUGGGCAGAUGUUUGGGAGGUUGCACAACAGGAAACCGGUGCCUUCUCAGGAGUCCAUCUGAUCUGGAAAACUGCCACUUGUGGUCAGAGAGGCCGUCCGGUUCCUGCGUCCCUCAGGGAUACCAGAGCCACAGCUUCAUCAACCAGCAUGGGCAGAUUCGCACCAUCCUCUCCAUCACCUCCUGCUUCUGUCAAAACUGAACACAGCGCCCUCUGCUGGAAGGCAACCUCCCUGCCCUCCGGUGACUUUUGCAGCUUGACCAAACUGGUGUGAAAACAUUUAAGGGUUGUUUAUUUUUUUAAUAUGUAAUAUAUGUAUAAGUGAUAAUUUUG